AUGAUCGGGACCCGCCCCGGCAGCACCCCACGCCCCGCUCCCCGGCCCCCAGCUCCCCGUAUGCAAAUUCCAGCUUUGCAUGGGCCCGGGGCCAGGCGCGUGGGCCGUGCCAGGGGGCGUGGCCGGCGGCCCCCGCCCCGCGUCGCGCCGCGUGCUCACCUGGGGAGUGUGGCAAUCCUGGCCGCGCCGUGUGCCGCCCGGGCCGGAGCAGCGGAGCGCGCGACGGCGGUGGCUACGGCUCCGGCAGCGGCUCCCGAGGCGGCGGCGGCCUGGGACGGGAGCAAGGAGACCCUGGCGUCCCAGGGGGCCCGGCUGGGGCAGACGCGUGGGGCCUGGGGGGGCGCUGGCUUUGGCCCCGCCUGGGGCAGGAUGGUGAAUCUGGAACCCAUGCACACAGAUAUCAAGAUGAGUGGGGAUGUGGCGGAGCCCGCGGAUGCUCGCAGUGCCCUGGGCCAGGUGGAGACAGGGCUGCCAGGACUGACACUCCCCCUGCCCCACUUACAGAUUAAAACCGAGGACCUCAGUGACUCCCUGCAGCAGACCCUCGCCCAUCGGCCAUGCCACCUGCCACCAGGGCCUACCAUGAUGUCCGGAAACCAGAUGUCUGGGGUAAGUGCCAGCCCCAUGCAGGACGUGACUUCCCUGCAUCCACUGCAGCAGCUGGUCCUGGUUCCCAGCCACUUACAAUCGGUGCCCCAGUUCCUGCUCUCUCAGAGCCAGCCCGGGCAGCAAGGUCUGCAGCCAAAUCUUCUCCCCUUUCCACAGCAACAAAACAGCCUCCUCCUCCCACAGACUGGGCCAGGCCUCGCGUCCCAGGCUGUUGGGCGCCCGGGGCUGCCAGGGUCGUCUUUAGAGUCCCACCUGGAAGCACCCCAGCAUCUCCCAGUGCCCAAGCAUCUGCCCAGCUCUGGAGGGGCCGACGAGCCCAGUGACCUCGAGGAGCUGGAGAAGUUUGCCAAGACCUUCAAGCAGAGGCGCAUCAAGCUGGGAUUCACACAGGGAGACGUGGGGCUGGCGAUGGGCAAGCUCUAUGGCAAUGACUUCAGCCAGACGACCAUUUCCCGGUUCGAGGCCCUCAAUCUGAGCUUCAAGAACAUGUGCAAACUCAAGCCCCUGCUGGAGAAGUGGCUGAACGACGCAGAGUCCAGUCCUUCAGACUCCUCCGGGAGCACGCCCAGCUCCUACCCCACCCUCUGUGAAGUAUUUGGGAGGAAGAGGAAGAAACGGACCAGCAUUGAAACCAACAUCCGCCUGACACUGGAGAAGAGAUUCCAUGACAACCCCAAGCCCAGCUCAGAGGAGAUCUCUAUGAUCGCAGAGCAGCUGUCCAUGGAGAAGGAGGUGGUGAGGGUCUGGUUCUGUAACCGGCGCCAAAAAGAGAAGCGCAUCAACUGUCCUGUGCCCACACCCAUCAAAUCACCCAUCUACAACUCCCGGAUGGUCUCUCCCUCGGGGUCACUGGGCCCGCUUUCUGUCCCUCCUAUCCACAACACCAUGCCUGGAACAGUCACGUCAUCCUGUUCCCCUGGGAACAACAGCCUGCCCUCGUCUCCCGGCUCCGCACUCCACGCCAGCAGCCCCACUGCAUCUCAAAACAACGCCAAGGCCCCAGUCAACUCCCCCUCCAGCUUUAACUCUUCAGGAUCUUGGUAUCGAUGGAAUCAUCCCACCUACCUCCACUGAGACCAGAGAGGUUCUCCUAUCCCGCUAGACCGCUAC
This is a messenger RNA of Echinops telfairi (small Madagascar hedgehog), 1719 nucleotides long. It is a transcript of the gene POU2F3, whose product is annotated as POU class 2 homeobox 3. Gene Ontology annotation, cellular component: nucleus. The record is from RefSeq and is a predicted model, not a curated record. The transcript is spliced from 12 exons. Gene Ontology annotation, molecular function: DNA-binding transcription factor activity, RNA polymerase II-specific; RNA polymerase II cis-regulatory region sequence-specific DNA binding. Gene Ontology annotation, biological process: regulation of transcription by RNA polymerase II. Bases 1 to 1683 code for a protein of 560 amino acids. NCBI's taxonomy places the organism in Eukaryota, Metazoa, Chordata, Mammalia, Afrosoricida, Tenrecidae.